Messenger RNA from Peniophora sp. CBMAI 1063, 561 nucleotides. The record is from the annotation of a GenBank genome assembly. Lineage: Eukaryota; Fungi; Basidiomycota; Agaricomycetes; Russulales; Peniophoraceae.
AUGUCUAGCCGCGAAGACUCCCCGCUUGGUUCCCCCGCCGUCCUCUUCAACUCGGGCAACUACACCAUCCGCCCAAUGACAUGCAACGACAUCCCCGCCGCUCUCGCGCUACUCAAACAGAUCCAGCCCGAGGCACGUAACGUGAAGUCGACCUUCUUCACGCAGAUGUUGCACGACUCGAACCGUGUUUGCCUACUCGCCUUCCCGACGCGCAAGCCUGCAGCGCCCGUUGCCAUCAUCGCCGCUGCGUUGCACGUGCCGACCGACGACCUCUCCUUCGCGCCUGCACCCUCGGUCGACAUGCUCGCCCUCGGCGUUCUCCCCUCCCACCGCCGUAAACAUCUCGGCGCGCACCUCGUCAGCGUCGCGUGGCGCGAGCUGGCGCUUCCCGCCGCCGCCGCCGGCCUCAAGACCCCCCGCUUGCGCGCUGUCCUGCCUGAGGACGAUGCGUCCGCCCGCGCCUUCUGGAAGGCGCUCGGACUGUCCGAGACCCCCGAGGCGCGGCCAUGGCGCUCGGGCUGGCGCGCGGUCGUCAACGUUGAGGGCGUUGUCGCACUCUGA